GGGAGUGUGUGAGCUCCAUGAAAGACAGGACUGACAUGUAAGUUAGUGGGUAGGGUAGCCCAUUUGUUCCCAGGGUGACCCACACACCCAACCCCUUCAGGGAAAACGAUAGUACUGAGAGGGUGGGGAGGCAUGAGAUGGGCUUGGUUUUGCGGGGAAAGGGCACAUCAAACCAUGUAAACACUCUGCAUUAUUGAACCUUAGACGAACAACCGAAUUAAAAAGGCAAGUCUCUCUCUCUUUCUCUUUCUCUUUCUCUUUCUCCCUCAGUCCCUUGGGGUUGAGAAGUUGAAAUAAAGAAAGAGAGCGAAAAGCUCAAGUUAACUCAUUCAGACAGACCCAUGUUGGGGGUAUUGUCUUCUUAGCAAAACAUCAUCUCUCUGGCGCUCUCUCUCUCUUUCUCUAUCUCUACAGUAUUGUGCUCUCAUCCAGUAAGUCUUGAAGAUGCCCAGACCAGGCCCGAGGCCAUAUGAGUGUGUGAGGAGGGCUUGGCACAGUGACAGGCACCAACCCAUGAGAGGUUCCAUCAUUCAACAGAUUUUCAGGGUCGUCACUGAUACUCACAGCUCCGCCACUAAAAAGAACAGGGAAUGGCAGGAAAAGCUUCCUAUCGUCGUGUUGAAAGCUGAGGAAAUCAUGUACUCCAAAGCCAAUUCUGAGACUGAAUAUAUGGAUCUUGGAACUCUAUGGGACCGGGUGAAUGAUGCCGUUAACACGAUAAUUCGGAGAGAUGAGAGUACUGAAACAGGAGAGCUUUUGCCGCCAUGUAUUGAAGCUGCUCUCAAUCUGGGUUGUGUUCCAGUAAGAGCGUCACGAAGCCAAAGGCACAAUAACCCAAGGAGUUACCUCACCCACAGAACACAAGAACCCACGUCUGUUUCUCCUAGAGUUUUGGAUAAUGCUGUCAAUGAACGAUGCCCUCAGUUACAGCCACCCAGUGCGGGCAAUCAACUAACCUUUGGAAGAUUGAACAUGGAUUCAACCCAUUUGGUUUUGGAUUCUGACAGACAUGUAACUCAGAAUAAUAGCCUAGCUACUACUCGUAAUUUCCAUUUUCCAUAUGAGAACUUCCCCCUUGGCAGCAACCAAUCCAUGACAGUGGAAACUAACACCCCAUUGAACUUUGGUUCAGUUUAUCCCUUGUAUUACGGGACUCAUUUUCAAAAUGAAGAGUCCCAUUUAGGCUUCCAAAUGCCUGAAACUGCAAAUGCUAACACUGUCUUUGUUGGCGCACCAAUUGGGACAUCAAUUGCAGAGCCUUCUGAAAUGGGUAUCAUCUUGCAGAACUUAUUCUCCAGUGAUGGCACUGAAAAUGUUUUGAACAAAAAUGCUCAAGAAAAUUUCAGGGACACUUGUGGGAAGGAACCUGUGGCAGAAUGCGAUUUAUCCUUGAGGUUGGGUCUGUCCUCAGAUCCAUGUAUGAGAAAGGAAAAAUGUUCAGCGCCUGACACUGAAGAUGUUGGUUCAAGUAGUUCUCAAGAGGGGGCUAAGGUUAGUGGUCUAUCUCCUGGGAAAAGUAAGGGGUUUUGUUUCUUUCCAAGUGAGACUGCUAAUAGCCCCUUUGGGUCCUGUUCGAAUAAGUGGAAUUCAGGGGAUGAAGGGCAGAAUAUGGAUGCAACAGUGAGGAAGCGUAAGGCACCCUUUAAUAAUGAUUUGGAGGGUGGGCAAUUUUUCUUGUCACCAGAGAUCCGAUCUGACCAUUUUACUGGUCGAAUUUAAAGGCCAGAUAUACUCACAUGUUCUCACACUGGAGCGUGGAGGCAACGGAUAGGAAGUGUAAGGCACCCUUUAAUUAUGAUGUUGAGCUUGGGCAACUUUUCUGGCAGCCAGAGGUCUGAUGACCGAUCUUAUUAGUGGAAUUGAAAACCAAAGUUUGUACACAAGCUUUUCCUCUAGUAGCACCUGUUCUUUGAAAUACCAGAUGCUUCAAGAUAUGAUGUUGCUGUUGUAAAUUUGCAAUGCAUAUUUAUCUUUUACUAAAUGCAGCAUACAACUCUUGUAUUUACUUUCCAGGAGUGCCUGUUUCCCUUUCUUUCUUACCAUGGCAAGUUUUUGUAAGAUUACUCUAUUUAGAAAUAAAAAGUGAGGCAAUAGAAGAGCAUCCUGACCCAUUCCUAGACUCUCUAAGAUCCUAUUUCAAACUUGCUCCCAUUUUGAGUUGAGAGAUAAAUAAAUGGGCACAUCCCAUUGCACUGAUAAGGAACUUUAUAGUGGCUCAGAGGAGAUUAUAAGGUCCUAUUGAUUAUACUGGGAAAAGCAUGUUAAAAAAAAAGCUUGAAUUGUGUGAUCUUUCCCACCACCCCUGAAUGGAAUUGUAGGGGGUGGGGCGAGAAUUUUGUAGUUCUUGGUGUAUUAAGAUGCUUAGGGAGCUCCAGUGUAUUCCUCCAUUUAGGCCGAACCUAAGAGCUUAGAUAGUCCUUCACACACUGAAGGAUGAUGCAUGGAUUCUCCAGAGAGGACCAUGAUGAUCUCCCAGACCACCCAGAUGGUGAUGCUGAUUAUGUGGUAAUGUGGUAGAAACUAAAGUUACAUAAUUUGAUAUUGAAUAAUUAACUUAAUAUAUCAUGCACCCAGGUGUCUUCAUAGCUUACAUAAGACAUACACGUAAACAUAUUAUGUAUGUGCAUAUUUGUCUGGUCAUUUGAAAUUAUGGAAUUACUUAUGAAAUGAGUUAGGCAGGUCUGAAUCUGAUCCCUGCAAUUCAUCAUUGAUAACGAUUUUUAAGAUACCUACAUCUAGAUUAUUGGAAUUCAACGUCUACAUUGCACCUAUGAGUUCUUAAUCUGUCAAACUCAAGUAUAAAUCAGUCCCACAAUCCAUUGGCUUUUAAGGGUUUCUGAAGUCCGAUUCUUCUAUCCUGUUUCAGCAAUCUGAAAUUGUUUUCUUAGGAAGGCUUUGGCCUUCAGCUCUAGACUGUCAAAAACUUGACUAGUAUUUAAAACCAUUGAACAAACAAGCAUUAAAGUUAAUUAAUGAUGAUGGAAUCAGAUGUCUCUUUGCUGUUAAUAUUUAGCAUAUUUUAGCUGCAAGAGGGUUCCUAAUUAUCUUAUGUGUGUAAAUAAAAGAAUACCCUUAGAACUCUGACAUCAGAAAGUUGUCGGUGAUCGCAGAUUUGAUCCCGAAUGACCUAAUCAACCCUCCUGUCAUUCACAAUUAUUUAGCAAUCCAGGAGCUGUAGACAAAUCUAAAUACUGUUAUAAUUCAAUCCAAAAACAGAUACAUUAUUCAAGUGAAUGAUCACCACUACUGUACCAGGACACUAAGACAGAACACAGAAAAUGUGGGAGAUUUAUAUGGAAGUCAAGAAAGAGAUGGCCAUGACCAAGAGCAUGGUGGUUACAGCACCAACGGUGAGAGAUGUGGCAGAUGAGAUGCUGAUGGUGACCUUCUGGCCAAGUGAGCAGUGUCGACCGAUGGUGCAGAUGAAGUACUGAGGCUCUGUAGAAUUCAGAGUAUAAUUUACUGGGCUUGUUGCUUGGAUAUCAUUGUCUAAUACAUUGGCUGUGGUGCAGUUAUCAUAAACGUCCUUGGAUACCCUGGCCACGGUGUGUGUUCCAGUCCAAUUGAA
This is a messenger RNA of Vitis vinifera (wine grape), 3568 nucleotides long. RefSeq lists its product as uncharacterized. The record is from RefSeq and is a predicted model, not a curated record. Gene Ontology annotation, biological process: regulation of DNA-templated transcription. NCBI's taxonomy places the organism in Eukaryota, Viridiplantae, Streptophyta, Magnoliopsida, Vitales, Vitaceae. Gene Ontology annotation, molecular function: transcription coregulator activity. The coding region runs from base 445 to 1719 and encodes 424 amino acids. The transcript is spliced from 5 exons.